UGUUCCAUUGAGGUUCGGUUAAAUGAACUUUCAGUUUUAGUUUUCUGAAUCUGUGAUCGAUAUUCGUUCGGGUCCGCGAGCAUAAUCUAAGAAGCGAAUUUGUAUUUGAAUUUAAAAGACAAGUUGGACGGCCGACAACGUUGUCCAGCUGAUGCAUCUAGUUCGGAGUACCUUUGGCGUCGCAGUUGUCAAGACAACGAAAAUUCCGUGUUUCUAUUGGAUAGUGCCGCAUUUAAUUUGUUUUGCGGUGGUACCGGCAAAGGGGACAACUAGUGAUUUUCCUCUAAUUGACAUUAAUUAUAUUCAUAAUUUAUUGCUCAGUUCGUUUUCUAUUAUUGCGAUCAUUUCUGCUGAUCAAGGUACUGACAUAUUUGAAUAAUUAUUAUUGUUGGGAUAUUUUAGUUUUACCGUGUGGUUGUGUCAGUUAAUCCGUGGGUGCUGUGUAUGUGCACAACAAAAUUGAAUUAAAAACCUGUGAUGUAUCGAUCCAGUUGAGUGAUGGGGCCCAUUUGAUAUUCAAAUUUAUUGGACAUCAAGCGUAAGUGGUUUCGCCCCAUUUACUUCCAUUGUACGGUUCCACACUAAGAGCAGAUAGGAUGGGGCUUUAUAAGCAGUACUUCAAAUUAACUCAGCAUGCGUUGGGCAUCAAAAGAACUGAAAAUACCAAAAAUGGUAUAGCACUGCAAAUGCUCAUUUCGCAACCUAUUAGUCAUGGCCACCUGUCGAUUAUUAUUAUCGGACUUUUCACUUUGGCGAUGGGCAUAAUUUUGUCAUCAAUACCAUGGCUCGAUUAUAUAAUUCUUAAGAAUCUAAGGCUCAAGGAGGGCUCAAUAAGUUUCCAAUACUGGCAGAAGCCGGGAGUUAUUCGCCUUACAAGAGUGUAUAUAUUUAAUGUAACAAAUCCAGAUGGCUUUCUCAAGCAAGGAGAAAAGCCCAAAUUAAAAGAAGUUGGCCCAUUUGUAUAUAGAGAAGAUAUGGAGAAAGUCAACAUUAAGUUUCACGAUAAUGGAACCGUCUCUUACCAGCAGAAGAAAAUUCUAAAGUUUGUACCUGAAUUAAGUGUAGACAAAAAUCACAAGAUAACAGUACCAAAUAUUCCAUUAUUGACUUUGUCAUCGCAAUCUAAUAACUUGGGAUGGUUCGUUCAAAGAGCAAUUUCCGUCAUGUUAAGUAUGGGGUCACUGAAGCCUUUCGUAAAUAUCACUGCUGAUGAACUAGUUUUUGGAUAUGAUGAUAGCUUGGUUUCGUUAGCUCACCAGUUUUACCCUAAGAGGAAAAAGCCUCAGAACAAAAUGGGACUCUUGAUAACUAGGAAUGGAACAUUAUCUGAAGUACAAAAUAUAUAUACAGGUGACACCGAUAUGCAGGAAUUUGGACUCCUUGCCAGGAUAAAUGGUAGAGAAACGCUUCCCUAUUGGAGCGAUGCUCCGUGCAAUGAUUUGAGGGCCAGUGAGGGCUCAUUUUUUCCUCCUAGAUAUUUCACGAAUAAAGAUAUGGUGUACAUAUACGACAAAGACGUGUGUCGGACAUUUCCUAUGCAAUAUAGAGCUUCAGGCAGGAAACAUGGCCUUGACUACGACCUGUACACAUCUGCUGACAAUAUUUUUGACUCUGUAGACGAGAAUCCAGAAAAUAAAUGUUUUUGUCCAGGAAAUGAAUUCUGCCCACCGAAAGGUUUGCAGAACAUUAGUCCGUGUCAGUACGAUGCACCUGUAUAUCUGUCUUUUCCUCAUUUUCUUGAUGCUGAUCCUUCUCUCUCCGCAGCGGUUGAGGGUCUAAUUCCGAAAAGGGAAAUACAUGAAUCGUAUUUUAAAAUUCAACCGAAACUGGGUGUUCCUGUUGAAGGCAAAGUCAGAGUGCAGCUAAACUUGAGAGUUGAGCAGGCUCCCUUUAUAACUCCUGUUAAAAACUUCAAAACGAUCAUAUUCCCAGUGAUGUGGUUAGAAGAGGGAAUUGACGAAUUGACGCCACAAAUCAGACGUUGGAUGUAUUUGGCUACGACUUUUGCAGAAAUUGCAUGUCCACUUAUGACCUAUGGAUUUAUCUUCUUUGGCAGCUGUCUGAUAAUAGCCGUCUUCGUUAAUGCCUAUAAAUCUCUGGUGUUUACCAAGAAAAGCAUCGAAAUUGGAAUGAAAAACCUGCGUAGACGAAGUAGUGUUUUAAUCGCGGCACCCAACAGGUUUAUUACAAGAAGAGAAACUUACACACUGUUAGAUUUCCAAGAUGUAGACGCGGAUGGUGAAGUGUAGAUAGCUAUGUUAAACGCCUAGGAAAAAAUCGAAUUAAUAAUUUGAUUGUUUCAAUUUAGAAAUUCAAUACAUAUUUAAAUGGUUAGUUAAGAAAAAUAUUUUUGAAACAUUCCCAUUUGUGGUGCUGAACUGCCAAAAUGUAUAUCAUUGUUAACUGGCCCAUGACUCAAUAAAGGUGACUUUUACAAGGAAUCACUUUAUAAUAUUAACUAAUAUUCAAUAAACCCAGUGGUGGUUCAUCACUUGUGUUACUGUUACAAAAAGCUUUGCAAACAUUCGAAUAUGUAACAAACUAAAAAUGUCUUCUGUACAAAUUAUAAAAUGAUUCGGCUGAUUAAGACAUACUCAAACUCAACUCGUGGUGGAUGUUUAUUACAUUUGGUAAAUUAUACUUCGUUACUUUUCAAUUUCACCGUAUUUGUGCUGAUAUUGCCAAAACGGCAAACUUAAAAAAAAAUGUCUUAAGUUUUACGUAAUAUAUUUUGAAAAGUUAACAAAAUUAUACAUAUUGCGUUUUUAACCCCACUUUUAUAUUCAGUGAACAAAAUGAAUUCUUCCUGUAAAAUUAAGUUAAAAUUUGCACAAGUGAGCAUGCGUAUUUGAUAUCAUGAUUUUGUACUAACACAUUAACUAAUAUACCGGUUGUUUAAAAAACAUAUAAAGAAACCGUUUAUUGAUAUGAGAAAUUAUAAUAGCAUGCAUUGUUUGGCAAACAUUCUAUUGUGCCAAAUCCCCGUAUGUACAGCAAUCACUGCAUCACAGUAUAGUGUAAAAA
This is a messenger RNA of Dendroctonus ponderosae (mountain pine beetle), 3024 nucleotides long. Its product is annotated as scavenger receptor class B member 1. Lineage: Eukaryota; Metazoa; Arthropoda; Insecta; Coleoptera; Curculionidae. Gene Ontology annotation, cellular component: cytoplasm; membrane. The record is from RefSeq and is a predicted model, not a curated record. The coding region runs from base 597 to 2249 and encodes 550 amino acids. Gene Ontology annotation, molecular function: scavenger receptor activity. The transcript has 14 exons.